CUCCAACCCACCGACAUGGGCUCGGUUUUCCCCGCCGACGCGCUGAGGAUGAAAUCCGGCUUCAAGUCUCCAAAUCUGUCUCUGUGUGAAAUCAUCACCUCGGAUGUCCUGCACAGCUUUCUGUACGGCAGAUGGAGAAACGCACUGGGAGAACAACCUCAGCCUCAUCAUCAUCCUCCUCCUCACCCUCACCAUCAUCAUCCUCAACUUCAUCAGGGCUCCGAAGAGAAGCCGCAGCAUCCCGUCAGUAAAACCGCGUUCACAGCCGAGGUCCUGGCGCAGUCCUUCUCCGGAGAGGUUCAAAAGUUGUCAAGCUUGGUGCUGCCCAGUGAGGUGAUCAUUGCUCAGAGCUCCAUCCCUGGGGAAGGCCUGGGGAUUUUUUCCAAGACGUGGAUUAAAGCCGGGACUGAGAUGGGUCCAUUUACUGGCCGCAUCCUUCAUCCCCAACAUGUAGACCUGUUCAAAAACAACAACCUAAUGUGGGAGGUGUUUAAUGAUGACGGGACAGUACGCUUCUUCAUAGAUGCGAGUCAGGAGGACCAACGCAGCUGGAUGACCUACAUCAAGUGUGCAAGGAACGAACAGGAGCAGAACCUGGAGGUGGUGCAGAUUGGCAGCAGCAUCUUCUACAAAGUUGUGGAGACAAUUCCUCCUGAUCAAGAGCUGCUUGUUUGGUAUGGGAAUUCACACAACACCUUUCUGGGAAUUCCCGGUGUUCCUGGAAUUGAUGAUGAACAUCAGAAAAGAAACAGGAACGAUGAUUCACACUCGAGCGACAGCAACCCCUCGAGCUCGCCGUCCUCCUCCACGUCCUCGUCGUCGUCCAGCCGCAUGCGCUGCGUCAUCUGUCACCGCGGCUUCAACUCACGCAGCAACCUGCGCUCUCACAUGCGCAUCCACACACUGGACAAACCCUUCGCAUGUCGCUUUUGCAACCGCCGCUUCAGCCAGUCGUCCACACUGCGCAACCACGUGCGCCUGCACACCGGCGAGCGCCCCUACAAGUGCCACGUGUGCCAGAGCGCGUACUCGCAGCUGGCAGGUCUCCGCGCGCACCAGAAGAGCGCCAAGCACCGGCCAGCAGGCACCAGUACAGAAACCAGGCAGCCGUCUCCUGCCUCUCCGUCACAGAUGGCCUCCUCCUUGGUGCCGCUGGUGCACCACAUAGCCACCAUGGUGCUCUGAGGGAUGCGGGGCCGAGUCACGUG
Molecule: messenger RNA, 1208 nt
Organism: Clarias gariepinus (North African catfish)
Lineage: Eukaryota; Metazoa; Chordata; Actinopteri; Siluriformes; Clariidae
Product: PR domain zinc finger protein 12-like
Exons: 5
Coding region: 16-1185 (389 amino acids)
Biological process (GO): neurogenesis
Cellular component (GO): nucleus
Molecular function (GO): histone methyltransferase binding
Source: RefSeq, a predicted model, not a curated record